Molecule: messenger RNA, 820 nt
Organism: Ceutorhynchus assimilis (cabbage seed weevil)
Lineage: Eukaryota; Metazoa; Arthropoda; Insecta; Coleoptera; Curculionidae
Source: the annotation of a GenBank genome assembly
CGCUAUGUUAUCUUUAUUACAGAUUAAUAUUCGUCACUUAGGGAUUGCAAUAGGUAAACUUCACCUUGGACUACAAACUUUCUAUUAAGCACUUCAACAUCAUAUGAAAUCUUGAAAGCUUUGUGAAUUUCAACUUUCUAGUAGGUAUAGUUGAAGUUCCCUAUAUCAACUACAACAAGAUGGUUGGAAUCAUUGAUCAAACAAGCAAGUUUAUUAAAAAAAAUUGUAAAAAGUAAAGCUUUCCAUUGUCAUUGCCAUCAAAUUCUUAUGUCAAAAUGACACAAAAUCCAAAAAGCUGUGCUUUAGGUAAUAAUACCGAUUCGGAACUUGUUUUGAACGAUUUAGACGAGGAAACCACCAAUUCACAAGACAUUAUUAUAACUAAUGAGAAACUUAAAACUGAAAACCUUGGAAAAACACCCGAGAUAAAGGCUGCGAGCAAAAUUGAAGUUAUAAAGUUAGAAGUGGAACAUAUCAAGGAGGAAUUACUAUCGAUUGAUAAAGAAGCUCUUCAAAACGACUUUAAAAAGUACGAAGAAAUUUUAAUUUUAAAAACCAUAGAACUGGACGAUAUAGAAUCUCAUGGUGUGGAAGAAGUGAGAGAAAUGAGAAAAGAUGCGAUACAAUUUGUGCAAGAAUGUUUGAAGUUAUUGGACGAAUUAAUUGAGGAAUAAACUAUUGAAACUGUUAAUGAAGUUGAGGAUAAUGUAUAAAUGCAAUUUAGAAAAACAAGUUGAAAUUUCAUUCUGUCUUAAUAUACAGUGUAUCUAAAACUAUUCGAGCUAUUAACUUGCACGGAUUUAUAGAGAAUUUAAUGCUC